UACUUCCCACCACCACCGAAAAACAACGACUUUGCACCCAAUCCCAGCUAGCCAUUCCUCUCUCUCAAUAUCAUAUCACUAUACACACAUCUAAUCUUAUACAAUAUUUAUUUAUAUCUAUAUAUAUGUAUUUAUUAUUUGUGAUGAUGAUCAUGAGUACUUAUUAUAUAUAUUUGCUCUGAGUAUACAUCAAGCUUCUAAUCAUCAUCAUAUCUAUCUCUAUACAUGUAAUUCAUAUAUACCAUAUCUCUCUCUCUCUCUUUGAUCUCUCUUCCAAUUAUUAAUUAUAUAUAAUAAUAAUAAUAAUGAAGAAUAAGAUGAACUUGUUAUUAAGGAAAUGCAAGAGCUUAUCAAGACAACUAGGGAGAUCUUCUUCUUAUAGUAAUCUCAGAUCAAAUUCAACCCGAGAAGAUUUCUGGGUCACUAAUAAUCAAGAUCAAGAUCAACAUCAUCAUCAAACUAUUUCAUCAUCAUCAUCUUCUAAUGCUACAAUUUUUGUGGGAAGCUCAAGAAAGAGGUAUGUGAUAAGCACAAAGUAUUUGAGUCAUCCUUUGUUAGCAACUCUAAUAGACAAGUCUAAUAAAGCUGGUGGUGGUGCUCAAAACGAUGACGUUUUGGUAUUGGUCAACUGUGAAGUCGUUCUCUUUGACCACCUUCUAUGGAUGUUGGAGAAUGCAGAUCCAAUUAAUACUCUUGGCUCUGACUCGUUAGAGGAAUUAGCAGCCCUUUAUGUUCUUUAAUUAAUUAAUUAAUUUCUUUUUCUUUUGUUUUUUAUAUUAUAAUUUCUUAUCUAAUUAAGCUAAUAAUUAACUCAUUGUUAUAAAUUGCUUCAUUUUAAUUAAUGGAGUACUAAUAAGUACUUCAUGUAGGAUUUAUUGUUUGUUGUAAUGUGUAACUAGUUUUAUUUUGUUUGGAAAAAACCCAGAAAUAAUUUUCGUCUCUGUUUUCCUUUUUUUAUAUAGUUUUUGGUCUAAUUGCCAA
Molecule: messenger RNA, 981 nt
Organism: Cannabis sativa
Lineage: Eukaryota; Viridiplantae; Streptophyta; Magnoliopsida; Rosales; Cannabaceae
Product: auxin-responsive protein SAUR78
Exons: 1
Coding region: 306-740 (144 amino acids)
Biological process (GO): response to auxin
Source: RefSeq, a predicted model, not a curated record